ACAGAGAGAGAGAGAGAGAGAGAGAGAGACGGAAGGAGAGAAACAGGUGAGGUGUUAGAGUUCACUCAUAAAAGGUCUUUCUGAUGUCAUCAGGUAAGUCUCCAGGUGUGAGACAGGUAAUUGGCUUGACUCGGCUGUUUGUCCUGAACCCGUCUCACCUGAACCCGGAACACCCACUUGCUGCUGCUAUUCUGGUCAACUACCUGACUAAACAGACCGGCUCAGGAAAUACAUGGAUUCAAGACUGGAAGAAGAACAGGAAGACGCACCAAGGUCACCUCUGGCAGACAAAGACACUGAGAACAUCAGCACCACAACUACCACGGUUAAUACUACUGAUACUACCAGUACUGCUGCUAAUACAGCUUCUAGUAGGACUGUAACUACCAGAACGACUCAUGUUGCAACAUCUGAUAACGAAACAGAUGAAAAGGUUGAGAAGGAAACAGAUAAGGACGAGCCAGAAGAAGAAAACUCUGCUGGAGAUGAGAAGAGUGAGGAAACAAGCCUAUCUUCAUCUCUUCUCCAAAUUCAACUCCUGUCCAUUAACUUCAUUUCUUUUGUUUGUCUCCCAGCAGGUCACACGGGACACAACUGUGAUUCUCAGCCAAGAGCAGUUGAGGACAAGUUUGUCCUAGAAGAGGAAUCGUUGAUGUCAGCCACAGACAGACCAGCACCUCCCAGCAGUCUGCCCUUAUCAGGAUCAAGACCAACAAAGAAGAAAGUCCUGGUUGCCCCAGCACUCAGUCUAUCUUUAGGUCGCAGUGAGUCAACGGUUUCAGAUGACUUCCCCUCGGCCUUCCUCUCUCCUUCACCUGAGGAUGAUGAUGACACAGGACUGGACUUGGACCUAGAUGCCAUUGAAACACCCUCAGACAGUGAAUCACUGCCAUUUCCCAUCUACGACCUGGAAGAUGACCUACAGCGUCUUGGUAUGGCAUCUUGGUGUCGCAGAGGGCUCAGCUCCAGAAAUAGGUCAAUGACUGAUUCUUGUACUGGUUCUGGACUGGGAGUGGACCAAAGUGGGAUGGGAGCUCUGGACAGGGAAGAUAUGGUGGACAGUCAGGGCACCAGGUGGCGCUCUUUCUCCACAGGUGAUCCACCACAAGAGAGUAGAGUCAACAUGAGUGUCCUGGAACCAUUUCUCAGAGUCUUGUCACAUGGAGGUUACUAUGGAGAUGGUCUGAAUGACAUCAUUGUGUUUUCAUCUUGCUACCUGCCACAGAAUAGUUCGGAAAAUUACCAGUAUGUGAUGGAUAAUCUGUUUAGGUAUGUCGUUGGGACUCUAGAGUUGAUGGUUGCAGAAAAUUAUGUGAUCGUGUAUCUUUGUGCUGGAGGUCAGACAGACAAACUACCAGGAAUCAGCUGGCUUAAAGAGUGUUACACCACCAUCGACAGGAGGUUGAGGAAGAACCUGAAGGGUUUCUAUGUUGUUCAUCCUACCUGGUACAUCAAAGCCCUCAUCACCAUCAUCAAGCCCUUCAUCAGCUCUAAGUUCAGCAGGAAGCUCCAGUUUGUCAACAGCCUCCAGGAUCUUUCUCACUUCAUCCCCACUGAGCAUGUGCAGAUCCCAGACUGUGUCAAACAGUACGACCAGAGCCUGUCCAGGUGAACUCGAGGUGACUCUGAACCCUGAAUCUCUGCUCCAGUUUUUGACUUGUAGCUGAAACAGAUUGAACUUCAGUUUCUGGUUCAAAGGCACUUUGACAGCUAAUAUGUACAGAGUCGGUGAGAGUCAUAAGAGCCCACAGUUCUAACAUACAUUUUAUUAUCUUUGGCACACAACAUCAAAUAAAUGAUAAAUUGCACAAAAAAUUUCUCUGCCACAAGAUGGAUCUAAUAACAAAAAUCUCCCUCUGGAUUUUUGUCCACUGAGCAUCUUUAAAACUGAACAGACUUGAACAGAAUGUGUACAUAUCAGAUAUUACUUCUCAUCUGAAAAAUAAUGACAGCUUUCAUAUUGUGUUUGAGCACUUUUAAACAUAAAGAUUCAGAAGGAAAAAAGUGUGUUUUUUGCUUUUGGAAGUUUUCCUUUUUAUUGGUUUAAGUUAAUAAAAAGUUAAUAAAAUUCUUUGAAUUGGUGAAUAGACAGAGAGAAAACUAGAUAGAUAUGCUUUAUUGAUCCCAUAAGGGAAAUUGUUGUGUUCCAGCAGCAUCAACAGCAAUAGAAUAAAAAGUUAGUUAAGUUGCAAAGUAUUAAAAUAUAAAAACUCUGGUAGCUGGUGUCUGUGUGACACUAGAAUAUAAAAAUAAAAAUAAAACAGAACAAAAAAUUAAGAUAUGUAAAAUCAUGAAGACAUCAUAAUGCAGACAGUUCAACAAUGUGGAAGAUUUUGAAUCACAAUUCUUCAAGGUAAAGUUUUUGAAAACUGGUUAGGAUUUCUCAACACAUUUCCUGUCAGGUUGGGUGCUGAAUAAAAACAUGAGGAUCUUUUUGUGGUAAUUCAAGUAUUUCAGUGAAUGUUUGUUCAGCAUCCACUUUAUCUAUUUUUUUCCUUCAGGUUUGAUUAUUCUGAAAACAUGUCUUUCAUGUCAUCAUGAAAACUGUAACUUCAGUUCUCUGAGACUAAAACAGUUUUUAUUUUAAUGCUAAGUUAUGGAAACACAUUAAUGGUGAGGUGUUAGCUUCAAUUGCACAAGAUUUGGGGGCAGUUUCCACAGAAAAGUGAUCUUGUUGGAUCUUGUUGAAUUUUGCUGGAUCCAGUAAUCAUGAUGUUAUGCUGAUGCUGGCUGGAUUCUGUUGCCUUCUCACAGAAACAGGCAAGCUGCUUCACCAUUUUCUGUAUCAAUGGGUUGAGCUAACCAGUCGCUUCACAUGUUUCACAGCCCAGAAAAUAAAUCUGAGUGUGUGUUGAA
Molecule: messenger RNA, 2856 nt
Organism: Scatophagus argus
Lineage: Eukaryota; Metazoa; Chordata; Actinopteri; Scatophagidae
Product: BCL2/adenovirus E1B 19 kDa protein-interacting protein 2-like
Exons: 14
Coding region: 233-1612 (459 amino acids)
Biological process (GO): apoptotic process
Cellular component (GO): cytoplasm
Source: RefSeq, a predicted model, not a curated record